AUGACUGAAGUCGCAUUAAACCAAGAAGAUCAGUCAUACAUGUUUGAUGAUGUAGCCACCCCAGUGAAAGCAUGUAGUGAGUUGGGUUAUCAUGUCACAACAGGUUGUGCUUUUUUCUGUUCUCAGGUUAUCAAUUCGAUGCCUGUUGUGCAUAUAAUGAUGGUUUCUAAUCUAAAGAGUUUGGCUUCAGAUGACACGAUGAAGAAACUGGAAGUGCAAAGUGAGACACGCUCUGCUGUAAAGAGGCGUCGCAUGUUACAAUUCGAAGACCAGCCUAUGGAGACAUCCCUUUUCAGCAGUGAGAGCUUUUCUGCAAUCUUAAAAUCAAGCGCUAGAGACGAAACAUUUGAUGAGCUUUUACCCGAAGGAACUCAGCUUAUAGAAGGGUAUUCAGAAGACGCUUCUGCAUCUAGCUUCGAGGGCUUUGAUCUGUAUGCUGAAGAGUGGUACGCUGAAUGCUUAAAUGAUUCCGAGACUCCAAGCUUACCUGAUGACCUGAGCUUUGGUUCCCCUGAUGUCCAAGUAGAUAUUUCAGAGUACUUAAAUGUGCCACCAGAACCAGAACCCAGGGAAGUUAAGCGGCCUGUGAGUCGAUCAUCUCCGAAUGUGAUCUUUAAAGGUAGGAAAUCUUUCGUAAGGCCGGUGCCAAAGCUACCAUCUUCCAUCAUCUAUCCAUUUGCAUUCAUCAAACCAUGUGGGGUUCACGGCGACAUGACUCUCAAGGACAUAAACCAGAAAAUCCGAACUCCACGAGCAAAACCAAAGGAAGACAAAGCAGAGCCUCCAGUGAUCCAAACUUCAGCAUUCUCUGGGAAACCUGUUGUAGGAAAGACUAGAAUCCGCACAGAAGGAGGAAAAGGAAGCAUCACGAUAAUGAGGACGAGAGGCUAA
Thlaspi arvense is the source of this 891-nucleotide messenger RNA. The record is from the annotation of a GenBank genome assembly. NCBI's taxonomy places the organism in Eukaryota, Viridiplantae, Streptophyta, Magnoliopsida, Brassicales, Brassicaceae.